AUGUCUUCCUCCAACCCUGAGGAUACCCCCCGAGAGCCUGAGUCUGAGCCUGAACCCUCAACCUCCAAGCAGAAACAGAGGGGAAAGCGGCCACAGCAGGCGGCCAGCGUCCACGCCCUCACCAGGGCUGGCCACGGGGCGCUCCUGGCUGGCCGGAACCACGAAGCCCUGACCAGCUUCCAGAGGGCCUUCGUCCUAGCCUCGGAGGCCCCGCAAACUCGCGACACCCCUGUUCUCCGGGCCUGUGCCUUCAACCUGGGGGCUGCCUAUGUGGAGACCGGGGACCCAGCCCGGGGCCUCGAGCUGCUCCUGAGAGCCCUACCUGAGGAGAAGGCACAGGGCAGGCGUCAUGGCGACCAGUGUUUCAACGUGGCUUUGGCCUACCACGCCCUGGGCGACCUGCCUCAAGCUUUGGCCUGGUACCACAGGGCCCUGGGUCACUACCAGCCACUAGGCGACCAUGGGCAAGUCCAGGCAAAAAUGGGAGCCUGCUACCAGGCUCUGGGACAGCCUGAGCUGGCAGCCCACUGUCUGCAGGAGGCAAGCCGGGCCUACGCCCAAGCAGGGCAGCCCCAGGCUGCGGCCUUGGCCUUGGGGGCUGCGGCGGGGUGUAUGCUGAAGAGCGGGCGGCAUGGGGUGGGCGCGGUGACGCGGGUGCUGGAGGAGAGCCGGAGGCUCGCUGAGAGGAGCCCUGAGCACAGACUGCUGGGGCAUCUCUAUAACGACCUAGGCCUGAGCUACUGCCAGCUCCAGCUGUUCCCGCUUGCAGCGGAGUCCUUCCUGCGGGCCCUGCCCCUGUGUCGCGGGCCGGGAGAGGAGGCCACGGUGCUGAGAAACCUCGGGACGGCCCACAGUGCCCUUGGCAACUACCGGCAAGCCCGGGAGUGUCACCAGAAGGCUGCUGACCUGCAUGGCUCUGGGGGGCAGCGGCGGGAGCAGGGCCGGAGCUUUGGCAGCCUGGCAUUUGUACUGAGCCAGCUGGGGGACCACAGGGCAGCCAGAGACAACUACCUACACGCCCUGCAGGCGGCCCAGGACACUGGCCUGCGGGGCUGCCUCCCAAACCCGCGACGGUACAGCAGUGCGUUCAGAGGUGUCCUCUCUCGGGCUAUAUCCCCGUUUCCCAUUCGAGAAAAUAGACGUCUGGAGACGUCACCCCCUGAGCCCCAAACUUCCAGCGAGGAGCAAAUUGAACAUCUCAGUGCCGAGACCGCCAAGCCCUUGUUCAGUGUGCACAGCAGCCCAUCUGUCGAUGGUGGCACAUCACGUGUCCAUGCAGCACUGAAUCCCCGGGAAGAGGCUUCGUCCCAGAAACCCGGAACGUUUGAGUGUUGCGGAGGAAGCACAGAGGCCGCGUUCCGGGCCAGCAGAGUGGAGUCACAUGAUCGUACAGAAGCCAGACUUGGCCUCUUCCCCUCCCCCGGGGACCCACCUACUGACUUGGGGGCCACUGGGGACCAGAAUGCCAGGAUGCUCCAUUCGGAGGGGGCCUUGGCCUCCAAGCGGGAGAUGGGCCCCGGAUCCUGGACCUGGAUGGAGAGGGACGGGCACACUCAUCACAGGCCUCUCUGCGCCAAGAACCACAUGGUGCAAAGAGAAAACUUUGGGAGAAGAACAAGGAGGGCGCGUGUCGGGGUAAUGCAAACACACACUCUCACAUACUUAAGUGGCGGAGUUCCCCAGCGCUUGCCCACACUGUCCUGUGAGCAGCUGGCGCUCCGGCACUCGGCUUCCUCCUUGGGAGGGACUCCUCACGGGGAGGGCGCAGGAGCCCUCGUCCACUGGGGUCUCAGACUUCAAGUCCUGAAAAGGAAUCUGUAG
Molecule: messenger RNA, 1821 nt
Organism: Puma concolor (puma)
Lineage: Eukaryota; Metazoa; Chordata; Mammalia; Carnivora; Felidae
Source: RefSeq, a predicted model, not a curated record